AUGUCAUCAAAAGUUUUACUCAUCACCUUUAUUGCCUUGAUUUUUAGCAUCACUCUAUCAACACAACAGGGUUCCAAUAUCGGAAAUGAUGCCAUUCACUUAACACAGAUAAAAUCGAUAACACUUUACAAGAAUGCAUGGACAACAGCGAGAAGAUCUCAUCCAGUCCCACAAUUAAAAUGUAUUAGCAAACCAGAUAAUUACGAACCUGAUCAGGUUGAAUGUAGUUAUGAAGGUAAUGGAUGGAGGUGUAAUGCCAAAUUGCGAUCAAAUUAUAAAUUUGGUAAAAUGAAUGUUAAUUGUGAAGGUUACAGAUAUUCGGGUGAUGAUCUUGUAUUGAAGGGAAGUUGUGGAUUAGAAUAUACAUUGGAGUAUAAUCAAAAACCACAGUCAAAUCAACAACAACAACACUACAGACAUGAACCUAUUCCUUCAAAUCCUAGCUCUCUAGGAUCCUUUUGGAUUGUAAUAAUUGUACUGGUUGUUAUUGGCUGUAUUUGGUUGUCCAAACAAAAUUCAUCAUCAACAAUUCAAAGUAAUAAUCAACAACCUUAUCCUUCCAUGUAUCCAGAUGUAAACCCAAAUUAUAAUCCAGAUCUUCACCAAACAUUCGUUCCUUCCAGUUCCUCAUCCCAAACCUCAUCCACUAUUCCUACUUUUUUAGCAGGUGCAGCAGCCGGUUAUGCAGCUUCAUCUCUUUAUAAUUCACAAAGAAAUAGUGGUGCUACUGGAGGAAAUGGAUCAUAUUUUGAGAGUUCUUCUAAUGACAGAAAUUAUGGAAAUCAUUAUUCAAAUUAUGAAAAUCAAACCUAUCACUCAUACUCUCACCACGAUGAUGAUGAUGAUACACGAGAUCAUACAGUUUAUGGAAUUUCUACAACUUCCAGGUAA
Naegleria gruberi is the source of this 891-nucleotide messenger RNA. RefSeq lists its product as uncharacterized. Gene Ontology annotation, cellular component: endoplasmic reticulum membrane. The transcript has a single exon. The coding region runs from base 1 to 891 and encodes 296 amino acids. Gene Ontology annotation, biological process: regulation of store-operated calcium entry. Lineage: Eukaryota; Heterolobosea; Eutetramitea; Acrasida; Naegleriidae. The record is from RefSeq and is a predicted model, not a curated record.